AUGCUGGGGUCUGUUUUUGGAGGACCCUCUUCCACCCCACCAGGUGCCAGGCAGUUGGCAGGUGCCAGGGACACGGCGUUCGCGGGCCGGCGCGCGGCGUGCGGCGCCGUGCUGCUGACGGAGCUGCUGGAGCGCGCCGCCUUCUACGGCGUCACGGCCAACCUGGUGCUGUUCGUGAACGGGCCGCGCUUCGGCUGGGAGGGCGCGCAGGCCAGCCAGGCGCUGCUGCUCUUCAUGGGCCUCACCUACCUGGUGUCGCCGUUCGGGGGCUGGCUGGCCGACGCUUGGCUCGGCCGCGCGCGCGCCAUCCUGCUCAGCCUGGCGCUCUACCUGCUCGGCAUGCUGGCCUUCCCGCUGCUGGCCGCGCCCACCACGCGCGCCGCGCUCUGCGGGGCCCCGCGCCCCACGCGCGUCCGCAACUGCUCGGCGCCGGCCUGCGCGGACGAGCCCUCCCGCUACUGCGCGCCCGCCGUGCUGACCGCGCUCGCGAUCGUCGGCCUGGGCGUGGGCGCCGUCAAGGCCAACAUCACGCCCUUCGGCGCCGACCAGGUUAAAGAUCGAGGUCCGGAAGCCACAAGAAGGUUUUUUAAUUGGUUUUAUUGGAGCAUUAAUCUGGGAGCAAUUGUCUCGCUGGGAGGCAUUGCCUACAUCCAGCAGAACGUGGGCUUUGUGACCGGCUACCUCAUCCCGACCAUCUGCAUCGGCGUCUCUUUUGUGGUCUUCCUCUGUGCCCAGAGCUUCUUCAUCACCAAGCCUCCCGAUGGCAGCGCCUUCACUGAUAUGUUCAAGAUACUGGCCUAUUCCUGCCGGCCCCGGAAGCGAGGUGGAGAAUGCAGCCGUAGUGGUGAAGGCAUUGGAGUCUUUCAGCAAUCUUCUAAACAAAGUCUGUUUGAUUCAUGUAAGAUGUCUCGUGGAGGGCCAUUUACAGAAGAUAAAGUGGAAGAUGUGAAGGCUCUUGUCAAGAUUAUCCCUGUUUUCUUGGCUUUGAUUCCUUACUGGACAGUAUAUUUUCAAAUGCAGACAACGUAUGUUUUACAGAGUCUUCACUUGAAGAUUCCGAAAAUUUCCAAUGUUACAACCACUCCUCAUACGUUUCCGGCAGCCUGGCUGACUAUGUUCGAUGCAGUGCUCAUCCUCCUGUUAAUUCCCUUAAAGGAUAAACUGGUCGAUCCCAUUUUGAGAAGAAAUGGCUUACUCCCGUCAUCCUUAAAAAGGAUCGCUGUUGGCAUGUUCUUUGUAAUGUGUUCUGCCUUCGCUGCAGGAAUUUUGGAAAGCAAGAGGCUGGACCUUGUUAAGGAGAAAACCAUUAAUCAGACCAUUGGAAAUGUCGUUUAUUUUGCUGCCGACUUGCCAAUAUGGUGGCAGGUCCCACAGUACGUGCUGAUUGGUGUCAGUGAGAUAUUUGCAAGCAUAGCAGGUCUGGAAUUCGCAUAUUCCGCCGCGCCCAAGUCCAUGCAGAGCGCCAUAAUGGGCUUGUUCUUUUUCUUCUCUGGCGUCGGCUCCUUCGUGGGCUCAGGACUGUUGGCGCUGGUGUCCAUCAAAGCCAUCGGAUGGAUGAGCAACCACACAGACUUCGGUAACAUUAACGGCUGCUAUUUGAACUACUACUUUUUUCUUCUGGCUGCUAUUCAAGGAGGCACCCUCCUGCUUUUCCUUAUUGUUUCUGUGAGAUACGACCGCCAGCGAUCACGAGCGAAUGGAACGCCCGCCAGCAGAAGGACCUGACGCGUCUGAGGUCCGGUCGGGUCU
This is a messenger RNA of Ceratotherium simum simum (southern white rhinoceros), 1749 nucleotides long. RefSeq names its product solute carrier family 15 member 4 (gene SLC15A4). Gene Ontology annotation, molecular function: transmembrane transporter activity. Gene Ontology annotation, biological process: oligopeptide transport; transmembrane transport. The record is from RefSeq and is a predicted model, not a curated record. NCBI's taxonomy places the organism in Eukaryota, Metazoa, Chordata, Mammalia, Perissodactyla, Rhinocerotidae. Gene Ontology annotation, cellular component: membrane.